AUGUACGUCGACUACACCGACCUGAACAAAGCUUGCCCUAAAGACGCCUACCCCCUACCAAGCAUUGACAGGUUGGUCGAUGGAGCAUCCGGUCACGCCCUUCUUAACUUUUUGGAUGCAUACUUUGGAUACAAUCAGAUCAUGUUGUACCAACCGAACGAGAAGCACACGGCUUUCAUCACCGAUCACGCCAACUUCUGCUACCAUGUGAUGUCUUUCGGCCUCAAAAACGCGGGAGCUACUUAUCAAAGGCUGAUAGACAAGGUCUUCCACCAGCAGAUCGGACAAAAUAUGGAAGUCUACGUAGACGACAUGGUCUUGAAAACCACAUCGACCGACGCCCAUGUUGCUGACCUAGCCGAGGUGUUCAACCAGAUACAAAAACACAACAUGCACCUAAACCCCGAGAAGUGCAUCUUCAGAGUCCAGAGAGUCAACAAAAGUGAAAUUAGCGUGGUGAUGUUACAAGAGCGUGACAAGAAUCAAACUCCUAUAUACUACAUUAGCCGAGUUCUCCAAGACACAAAGAAGAGGUACCAAACGAUUGAGAAGUUGGCCUUUGCAUUGGUCACCUCUGCCCGACGUCUUCGUCCCUAUUUCCGAAGUCACCAAGUCGUGGUAAAAACGGAUUACCCAAUAAAACAAAUACUGAGAAAGCCAGAACUCGCAGGGUGCAUGAUUGCGUGGUCAGUAGAACUAUCCGAGUUUGGAAUCCGAUAUGAAAAUCGAGGCCCUUUGAAAGCCCAAUGCCUAGCAAAUUUUGUGGCCAAGCUCACCCCAAUCUUAGCAAAAGAAGAGCAGGUAUGGGCUUUAUAUGUUGAUGGAUCUUCCAACACUAAAGGUGGUGGUGCAGGUAUCAUUUUAGAAGGGCCCAACAACGUCACCAUAGAACAAUCUCUAAAAUUCAGGUUCAGGAUCACCAACAAUCAAGCAGAAUACGAAGCACUACUAGCAGGAUUGAGGCUGGCCCGAGACAUCGGAGCACAAAGGGUGAGUUGCAACAGCGACUCAAAACUCAUGGUAGAACAACUCAACGGGACCUACCAGACAAAGGAUGCCCUACUAUAG
Messenger RNA from Cajanus cajan (pigeon pea), 1068 nucleotides. The record is from RefSeq and is a predicted model, not a curated record. NCBI's taxonomy places the organism in Eukaryota, Viridiplantae, Streptophyta, Magnoliopsida, Fabales, Fabaceae.